Diversispora eburnea is the source of this 1950-nucleotide messenger RNA. The record is from the annotation of a GenBank genome assembly. NCBI's taxonomy places the organism in Eukaryota, Fungi, Glomeromycota, Glomeromycetes, Diversisporales, Diversisporaceae.
AUGCCUUCUGAUAUUGAAAGCUCUGAUCUAUCUAUAGAGAAAAAAUCGGGGUGGAAAAUGAUUUCUGAAGAUAAUGAAAUCAAUGAUGAACUUAACUCUAAAGAAGGAAAGAUCCAAGAACAAUACGUUAUCGGGGCUAACGGUUAUCCGAGAGAAAUUUUACCGGAAAUUGAUCCGAUUUAUGAUAGUGAUACAUCAAUUGAAGACCCAAUUAAUACAGUGGGUAACAUUCCUAUGGAAUGGUAUAAUGAUUACCCACACAUUGGAUAUAAUAUUAAUGGGAAAAGGAUAUUGAAACCUGCAAAAGGAGAUGAAUUGGAUAAAUUUUUGGAUAAUAAUUCUCUACAACAAAAUGUUAGAUUAACAGAUGAAGAAUUGGAAAUUAUACGUAGGAUCCAAUUAGGUGAAUUUCCUGAUCCCAAUUAUGAUCCAUAUGAACCAACAGUUGAGUGGUUUACCAGUAAACCAGAAGUAAUGCCACUUUCAGCUGCACCUGAACCAAAAAGACGAUUUGUUCCUUCAAAAUGGGAAGCGAAACGCAUCAUGAAAUUAGUUCAUGCCAUUCGACAAGGACAUAUUGUUCCCGGAAAAUCACAAGUACAAAAACCUCAAUUUUACAAUCUUUGGUCUGAUAAUGAUCAACCUCAUAAAGAUCAUGUUAUGAACCUACAAGCUCCAAAGAUGAAAUUACCUGAACACGAUGAAAGUUAUAAUCCCCCAGAAGAAUAUUUACCGAAUGAACAAGAGAAGAUAGAAUGGGAAAAUAUGGAUCCUGAUGAUAGGGAAAAAAAUUAUUUACCCAAAAAAACUGUACCCGCGUAUGAUCGUUUCAUUCAAGAAAGAUUUAAUAGGUGCCUUGAUUUAUACAUGGCUCCACGUAUACGAAGAAAUAAGCUUAACAUUGAUCCAGAAUCACUUAUUCCAAAAUUACCCAAUCCUAAAGAUCUUCAACCAUUCCCUACUUCACUCACACUUUCAUAUGAUGGUCAUUCCGGUCGUGUACGUAAACUAUCUAUUGAUCCUAUGGGAUUAUGGAUGGUAUCAGGUUCUGACGAUAAAACUGUAAGGAUGUGGGAAAUUACAACCGGUCGUUGUGUUAAGAUAUGGGAAUUUGAAGAAAUAAUACAUUCAGUAGCUUGGUGUCCAGACAAAGAUAUAUGUGCAUUUGCGGUCUCUUGUUUAAACAAAGUGUUUGUUAUAUCUCCAAUGGACUUUUCAGAUGCACAAACUAUAGAUUCUACUGUUCAAUUUGUCACGUUAGGAUUCACCAACACUGAACAAAACGAAAAAAAAUUGAAAUUAGUGGAAUGGCGGAAACCAACAGAAGAUCAAAAAUCACAAGGAUUUCUUGUUGUUUUAGUACACUUGCAUAAAAAGACCGUUAAAAAUAUUAACUGGCAUCGCAGAGGGGAUUAUUUUUCUACUAUAUCUUCGGAUGCCGGUAAUCAAUCAAUAUUGAUUCAUCAACUUUCAAAACAUCAAACUCAACAACCUUUCCGUAAGACUCAUGGAUUGGUUCAAAACGUUAUGUUCCAUCCUAUAAAGCCAUUAUUUUUUGUUGCAACUCAAAGAUUUGUACGUGUAUAUAACUUGAUGAGACAAGAAUUAAUUAAAACGUUACAAUCCGGUGUUAAAUGGAUUUCAAGUUUAGACGUUCAUCCAAUGGGUGACAAUAUAAUCAUUGGAAGUUACGAUAAACGAUUAUGUUGGUUUGAUUUGGACCUUUCCUCAAAACCAUAUAAAACUUUACGCGAUGAAGGGUUUAUACACGUCUUUCAUGGUAUGGUUUAUAAUGAUUUAUUACAGAAUCCUUUAAUUGUACCAGUAAAAGUAUUGAAAGGAGGACAUAAAAUAGUAGAAGAUUUAGGUAUUUUACAUUGCGAAUUUCAUCCUACACAACCAUGGAUAAUAUCUUCGGGUGCAGAUCAUACCCUAAAACUGUGGACAUGA